Brassica rapa (field mustard) is the source of this 1337-nucleotide messenger RNA. RefSeq names its product protein FLX-like 1. The record is from RefSeq and is a predicted model, not a curated record. Lineage: Eukaryota; Viridiplantae; Streptophyta; Magnoliopsida; Brassicales; Brassicaceae.
UUUGUUAAGCAGCGACCUUCGUUCGAUCCCACACUUCCGGCGAACUAGAAUCUGACCAAUCGGAGUUCCUAAACACUUCUCCGGAACCCUAAUUUAUUCUCUCCAACGAGACAAAGCCAGCGCGUGAUUUCGACUCUCCUUUCGCGAGAUCAGCAAUGUCCGGUAGAAAUCGCGGAUCGUACGGCGGCUUACAACCUCCGAUCAACCAACCGCCUUUCGUCAGAGGCUUAGGAGGACACGCACCUCCUCCUCAUCCUCAUCCUCAUCCUCAUCCUCAUCCCUCUCGCCCCUUAGACGACAACAGAGAACUCCCCCAAUUCAGAAACCAUCAUCCUCAACACCAUCACCACUCAAUCAUCGAAGACCGAAUCGCAUCCCAAAACCAAGACGUGCAAGGCCUUCUCGCCGACAACCAGAGGCUCGCCGCGACGCACGUGGCGCUGAAGCAGGAGCUGGAAGUAGCGCAGCACGAGCUGCAGAGGAUGAUGCAUUAUAUCGACUCGCUGCGAGCCGAGGAAGAUAUAAUGAUGAGGGAGAUGUACGAUAAGUCUAUGCGGUGCGAGGUGGAGCUGCAUCAGGUCGAGGCCUUGCGCGCUGAUGUUCAGAAGGUUAGGGCGGAUAUCAAGGAGUUUACUGCGAGCAGGCAGGAGCUGACGAGUCAGGUUCAUUUGAUGACUCAAGAUUUGGGGAGGCUUACGGCUGAGUUGCAGCAGAUACCGACUUUGACUGCGGAGAUUGAGAACACUAAGCAAGAGCUGCAACGCGCGAGAGCGGCGAUUGAUUACGAGAAGAAAGGGUAUGCGGAGAAUUACGAGCACGGGAAAGUUAUGGAGCAGAAGCUAGUUGCGAUGGCUCGGGAAUUGGAGAAGCUUCGAGCUGAGAUUGCUAACUCGGAGAGUAGAGCUCAUGCUACUGGUCCUGUUGGGAAUACUGGUGGAGUUGGUUAUGGUGGUGGGUAUGGAAACCAUGAUCCUGCUGGGUAUGCUGUGAAUCCUUAUCAACCUAACUAUGCCAUGAAUCCAGCACAAGCACAGGGAGGCGUGGAAGGCUAUUAUCCUCCUCCAUAUGGAGCAGCACCCACUGCCUGGGCUGGCGGCUAUGAUCCGCAUCAGCAACAACAACAGUAUUAUCCACAACAAGGACAAGGACAGUGAUGAAAAUGUCAAAGCCGUCUAUUUCCCCCGACACCAACUCAUAAAUUUAAAAACAAAGCAAGCCUCCCUUUUGUAAUCUUUCCUGUGUUAUUUUUGGGUGUAUAAGCAAAAUUCAGAACUAACCAAUGUAUUAAAGUUUUUAAUUAUGAAAAAAAGAACGAAAGCCUACAGUGUUUUUUUAAA